This is a messenger RNA of Helobdella robusta, 1764 nucleotides long. RefSeq lists its product as hypothetical. The transcript has 11 exons. The record is from RefSeq and is a predicted model, not a curated record. NCBI's taxonomy places the organism in Eukaryota, Metazoa, Annelida, Clitellata, Rhynchobdellida, Glossiphoniidae. Gene Ontology annotation, molecular function: ligand-gated sodium channel activity. Gene Ontology annotation, biological process: sodium ion transmembrane transport. The coding region runs from base 1 to 1764 and encodes 587 amino acids. Gene Ontology annotation, cellular component: membrane.
AUGUUACAAAGUUGUCAGAUGUUUAAUCCGAACGACUACGACGAAUCUUUCUACCGCAGUGGAUUCAUUUUGAAUGGUAAUAAUAAUAAUGUUGGCAGCAAUCAAACAGUCAAAUUUCAGCAAAAAAACGAAAUCGUAAAAAUUUGGAGUCAUUUCGCAAGUCUAACAACUUCGCACGGCAUUCCCCACAUUGAUCAUGCCAGAGGCGUCAAAUUCUUGAAAUAUGGAGUUGACGUGAAGUUCAGCGUUGAACAGGCCAAUCCGAUGACAUUCCCUGCUGUGACGGUCUGCAACAACAACCCCAUCAAAAAAUCAAGUGUCGCCGGCAUUCAAAGAUUGAACAACUCUAUCAUAAGCUACAACAACGAUAUUGAGUCUCUCAUAUGUUCAAACAAUAUUUCCUAUCUAUCCAAACAACCUGUCAAUGCACCGAACUCAUCAAAAUGCAUCGUAAGCAGUGGAUCGUCAGAGGAUGGCAAGCAGGAAAAAAUUGAUUUCAAGAUGAGGAAAAUCGUACAAGAGAUCUACUACGAAAUGCGUAGCACUGACAUAUAUUCGAAGGGACAUAUCAUUGACGACCUGGUGGUUGAUUGUCGCUUCUCAGGAAAGUACUGCUUUGGAGACUUCACGACUAUGUACAAUAUACGAUAUGGGAAUUGCUACACAUUCAACGCGGCCGAAGAAGGCAAACCUCUGAAGACUAUCAAUUAUCCCGGUCCAAACAACGGUCUUUCAAUAAUUUUCAACGUGGAACAGGAUGAAUACAUCGGAGAAGUGACACAAUACGCUGGCUUGAGAGUGGUGGUUCAUGACCCGAAGAAGAUGCCCUUCCCAGAUGACGAGGGCAUCCUUGUGCCUCCGAACGCCCUUACUCAUAUCGGAGUACAACUGGAGACAGUUUCGAGGCUGAAUGAAAGUUACGGCAAGUGUAACAGCAAUGACAACCCAAUUAAAACCAACUACCAACUCACGUACAACAAAUCCUAUUGCCAGAAGGGUUGUGAAUACACUUGUCUGGGAAAAGAAGUUAUCGACCGAUGCAAAUGCAAGGCAGUCAAAUACGCCGUCUUCCCAGCUAACGAAGACCCAAUAAGAACCUGCCAAUCACAAAACAAAAGCGACGAAGAAUGUAUGGCGGAGGUAACACAAUCCAGCGAAAAUGGUUCAUCGCAGUGCAAUAAUGACUGUCCUAAACCAUGCCAAGAAAAUAUCUACGUCAUCUCCAUCAGCACAUCCAUGUGGCCAUCAGAAAAUUAUAAGGCAACAUUAAUGAAAAUACUAGAGAAGCACCACGACAUAUUCCCUAGAGAACUCAACGACAGUGAUUACUUCAUCGAUUCGAACUACGGCAGGUUGGUCGUCUACUACAGCACGCUGGCCUACACGCAGACUAGUGAGACCCCGUCGUACGAGUUGAAACAAUUUCUAUCUGACAUCGGAGGCAUACUUGGGUUGUACAUCGGCUUCUCCGUGCUGACGUUUGUAGAAUUCAUCGAACUCAUCUACGACAUUUGUCUGUCCAUGUUCACAGGUGGAUGUUCGAGAAAAAAAUACAAAAUUUUUCAUAAAAAAUUUGACAACUCUAGUUUCGAUUACAACUACGACAACAAUGGUAUAACCAAUAACAACAACAACAAAAUUGACAACUUGAAUAAAGUUAAAAACGAUACUUCAAACGCAACAAAUUGCAAUAAAAUUUAUAAAAACAUUGACGAAAUUUGCGACGGUUUUACAGUUAACAUCGGCACAGUUGAUGUUGAUUAG